AUGAAAGCUGCAUUAAAAUGCAUUAGCUCAGGUAAUGUGACUCUUUCCCUCACAGCCUGAGGGGCAAUAAUAAAAAGGCACUACAGUGGAUCUAAACAGAGCUCUACUGAGAUGAGUGGAAAGGAUCUACAUCCAUUCAGCUCAACCUACAGAGCAGGUGAUGUAGAAAAAGUGACACUACGGAUGAAAAAUGGUCUUGGCAGCUCAAAGUACAAUCCUGCAGACUAUAAAAGACUGCAAGCUAUUGUUGAUGCCAAACGCCAGGAGUCUGAUGUCAUUGGACAAAAGGUUCAGAAAAUUCAGUGUGCAGCCAAGGCAACCAAGGAGAGUUCAAUUUUACGGCAGCACAGAAAGGUGUGGAGCAGAGAGUGCCCCAGGCUGCAAAAGGCUGAGGAGAAGGCUGAGAAUGACCUUCAUGAUUUUCUGGAGCAGAUCAGACCCUCUAGCACAACAGACACUGCCAUCUUCUCCCUAAAGGAUUAUGAGCUUUUCCUUGAGAGGGAGCGGGAGGCAUUCAGGAUAGCCGCAGUGCAGCCUGUUCACCAGCUCCGGGAAGACCUGUUCUUCAGACUGGGUGAAGUACAACAUCAACAGCUCACUGUCAAUACAUCAAACUGGGAACAAGUAAUACAACAGAUUGAAUUUGUGAAAGACCAACAAGAUGAAGUUACUGCAAAACUUGAUUCAGAGUGUGCAGCAGUGGAGGAGGAGAUUAAAUGUCUUGGUUUAGAGAAAUAUUUUACCAGUACUUCAGAUACUCUGGUGAACAUGGAGAGUAUUCCAGAGGAAGUGUUAAAUACAGACUGCCCUUACCCAGAGCUGAAGGACUCGCUGAUCCAGGCCUUCCUCUCCCUGUCAGAAAGAUAUCAGCGCAGAUUGCACAGCCUUCAAGAGCAGCUGCAAGAAGCAGACAGAUUCUGUUGCAGGUUCGGUGGCUGGUGUCCGGAUGACCAUCUAUGCUACCAGUUCACAUUGCUGCAGUACACUCAUGACAUACCCAACCACAGAGCGCUCUGCAUGGACAUGCUGCAGAGACUCUUCCCUGAGAAAAGUAGACAAGAGCUGAUCCAGCAUGAACGUGCGUGGGACUGGCAGCGCUUCAUCCGGGUACAGCUGAAUGUCGUGACCCAGCAGUGGCAACGGGACCAGGAAGAGCUACUGGCGAGAGCCCUGUACAUAUUGCAAGAGGCAACACAUGUCCACCAGGAGGAGCUGGAGCAACACAGAGACCGUCAGAACCAGAAGGACAUCUGCUCGCAUCUCAGGGAGAAGCUGCAGCGGUGGCGGGCCCAGCAGGAAGAGGUGGCGAAGCUGGAGGCAGCUAUAGCUGAUAGACAGCAAGCAGAGGAAGAAGCGAGGUCAAAGAGGGAGCAAGAGAAGGAGGCCACCAUCAGGUCACAGCAGAAAGAGAGAGUCAGGCAGUUUUAUUUAAAGCAGCAGAAGAGGAAGGAGGAGCUGGAGCACAGGGAUCAAGAGAGACUCGCUAAUCUGAGGAGCGUCAUGGAGGAGCAGGCGAGGAGAGAUAAAGAGAGGGUGCAGUUUAGGGUAGACAUGUUGCAGCGGCGACGGGAGGAGAGAGAGGCUCGGGAGCUUGAGCAUCAGAGAGAAGACGAGGAGAAGCAGAAUCGUCUGGAAGCUCUCAGAAACCAGGUUGGGGUGGUGGCAGAGGCGGACCCAGAGAGGAUGAUGGGAGAUACUGAGGCUUGGAGGAGUCGACUCUUGAAUGCAAAGGAGUGUGAGCUCCAGAGGCCUCUCUACAGUAUUAACACAUACACAGACGCACAGAUUGUGUCUGAUCCAAGAGUGCGGGUUGAGCAGGCACUCCGGGAGGCGGGUCUGCACCAAAGCCAGUACGCCAGAGAGGUUCUGUCGGUUAUAAAGCCCCCAAAAACACCUCGCAGAGACAUGCAGUCCAUACUCAAAUUCUGACCAAGGACUUGCAUCUAACUUAGCAUUAUAUGAUAACAUAUAUUACAUGUCACUGAGAUGAAUGUGUAAGUAUAUUCACUGUUGAGCUGUACAAAGUAAAACCGGCAGCUACAGUAUUGUCCACCACAUGACACAGUGCAAUUACCAUUGUUGACUUUUAUUCUUUUUAUUUAGUUUUAUACUCUACAGAACCCAAUGAGAAAUACAGUAUCACACAAUUCUUCAUAGUCAUAAUAAACAUAUAUAUCCAACAACAAAUUCAAAUGACUUCCCUGCAUAUUUAUCAAUAUUUGUAUCCACCUGUUAUGUCACUGUCUGUAACAAACUUAUAUUGCACAAUCUUUACUCUGAGUAUUUAAAAACACGUUCAAGAAAAUCUAUGGAAUGUAAGUGCUUCUCAUCUAAUGAGCAUAUAACAGGAAAAAAAAACUCUAAAACUUGCUACCAUGAGGAGACUACAAACCAAUUAUUAUUUCAAAUGUUCACAUGAGCAAUUUGGAGACGUCUUUAUACAUAUUUGAUUUCGACAUUUCUUGGAAGUCAAGUAUGAAUAUCAACGUACAGAAGACCAUUAUU
Molecule: messenger RNA, 2505 nt
Organism: Paralichthys olivaceus (Japanese flounder)
Lineage: Eukaryota; Metazoa; Chordata; Actinopteri; Pleuronectiformes; Paralichthyidae
Source: RefSeq, a predicted model, not a curated record